This is a messenger RNA of Argiope bruennichi, 1943 nucleotides long. RefSeq lists its product as uncharacterized. Bases 17 to 1069 code for a protein of 350 amino acids. The transcript has 5 exons. The record is from RefSeq and is a predicted model, not a curated record. NCBI's taxonomy places the organism in Eukaryota, Metazoa, Arthropoda, Arachnida, Araneae, Araneidae.
GAGCGCUUGAGUUGCGAUGAGAAAAGCACGUUUCGUUUCGGCGUGGCUCCUCACUUCGGCUUUCUUCCACUGCUUCAUACUCAUCCCACGUUCUCUUGGAGUGAUUGUAUCUCACAUCAGUCUACUGAGUGAAUCAAACCGCACUGAUUAUGCUCUUCAAGGCGAACAUGCCUCUCUUCACUGCCAUUACCAGACAGCUCCUGAUGAGACAGUCUCCUCGGUUCGUUGGGAAUGGAAACAUCGUGGUUCGGAAGAAAGUGUCGAGGUAUACGUGUGGAGACCUAAUAGAAGGCCAGUAGCCAGAGAAAUAUUCUUCGGACGCACGGAUGUCUCCAAUACCGACCCCAGUGUCAUCAUUAUAAGACAGGCUCACAUGGACAUGGAAGGAAAGUAUCGUUGCGUGGUGCAGACCAAUGAAAUGUCUGGUUAUACUGAUUUUCAACUGAUAGUCAUUGUAGAUGCCUGCCAAGAAAAUGUCUGGACAACUGAAUUGGAUCCUGAUACUUGCACUGACACCAUUCGUAUGCAUUGCGUCGGGUUGUUUCCUAAGCCAUCUGCAUCUUGUGGAGUUUACAACGAGGACACGAGGACUUACUUGACAAGCGUUCCUUUCGAUAGAAUUGUGACGCUUCGAAAUUCGACCUACGAAAUAACACUCACUAAUCGAUAUGUUAUUCGGGACUGGACAAGCUACACGAACAUAUGGUUCAAGUGCUUCUUUGUUAUUGAUGGCACUUCUUGGCGACGCGGAAUAACGUAUAAACUCUUUGGGGAUUACGGCUGUGAUCCUAACCCGCCUCACCCGGGUCCAGGGACUUAUAAUAUGACGGAAGAAAAGUCUUGCUGGAACAGACCCAGAGAAGGUGCUAUGGUUCAAUACAGCUGCAACAGUUCGAAACUGUUGCGUGGGCCGGAAAUACUUGUUUGCAGAAAUGGUUCGUGGCUACCAGAAUCUCCCGACUGGAACGGCAGUCCAGAACCAUACUGCAAUAUAGCUCCAUGUAUGAAACUGUGUUUUUUAGUAACAUGGAUCAGUCUUGCUAUUGUGAUAGGCACUCAUUUUUUCUGAAGCUUUAGGGAACAAUCGAAAUUUUCCUGGGCGAUCAAAGACUCCGGAAAAGGCUUUCACUUGAUGUGAGAAAUGAGAGCAUUUCGAACUGAAACAACUUUCAAUGGACUUCUAGCUUAGUACUUAAUUAGAGUUCGCAUUGGUAAAAAUUGAGUGUAUGUAUGAAGAAAGAAAUCUUUUGGACCAAGUGGUUUUUACUGCAUCUUUUUUGUUAAUCACUUCACUCACACAAGGGAUUGUACUUUAAAAUUUGUUAUUUCAAAAGGUGCCCACAGCAUUUUAUGAUUUACAAAAAUUGUUGUUAUUGUUAAUAUAUUAAUAGAACGUAAUGUUAUUGUUGAUUGUAUUUAUAUGUUUUGUUGAAUAUUUCUUUAGAUUUAUUACAAUUCUUAUGCAGGUAGGUGUGAAGUAAAAUGUGAGUAUAAAAACGUACUCUUCUAAGAAUGCGAUCUUGCAUAAAGUGAAAGCUACGUUGAAAUUGCGAUUUUUUUUUUUUUGGUAUAGAAAUCGUGUUAUUCAUUGGUAUAUUGCCUGUUUGAUCUAAUGAAAAAAUCAUAACAAUGAUUCACUUUGAUUUAUACUGCUAGCAUUCAAAUAACUGAGCAAUUUGCAAACUAAUACAUCUACUUCUUGGAUAAAAUUGCAGGUCAACUAUUCGUUGAAUUAUUUUUUUAAUCAUGUAUAUUCUUUAUCUAUUGAUGACUGAUAACCGAAAGUAAGUUAAUGAUUUAAGAUGUUUGUAGAUGAGCUAAGAAUAAUUUUUUCACCAGAUUACAGGUGGUUAAGUUUUGAGCCUUCAAAAUGAAUUUCUUAUUUGUAUAUAAAUUUCAGAUUCAGUAAAUGUAUUCGAAAACUCAUUUAUAUUAUAACUGUA